Messenger RNA from Drosophila rhopaloa, 975 nucleotides. Its product is annotated as mite allergen Eur m 3. The transcript has 3 exons. Gene Ontology annotation, molecular function: serine-type endopeptidase activity. Lineage: Eukaryota; Metazoa; Arthropoda; Insecta; Diptera; Drosophilidae. The record is from RefSeq and is a predicted model, not a curated record. Gene Ontology annotation, biological process: proteolysis. The coding region runs from base 10 to 975 and encodes 321 amino acids.
ACCCUUCUGAUGUUACUAGUGAAUAAUAAUGUAUCCAGAAAUUUGUGCAGUUUCCUGCUGUUUUUCAUGUUGCUCCUGCCGUUAUCCUCCGAGUCCGGGACCCACUAUAUCCUUCGGCGGGAGAAACGCCUCUCAAGUCCCUUGUUCGAUGAGAAGAAAACAUUGACACUGGCAAAAUAUGUGGUCUCCAUUCGAUCUCGAUCGCCCCGCCAUUUUUUCGGGGACAAUCACUUCUGCGGUGGGGUCAUUGUAUCGCAGACAUACAUCCUGACCUCCGCCCACUGCGCCAUGGACAAGCGCAAGAUUAUACAUGGAAGUCGGGUAUUGCUCGUUGUGGCUGGAAACGUCAAUCGCUUGAAAUACCAUUCGGGUCUCACGGUACAAACGCCAGUAAAGAAGAUCUUUGUACCGGAGAAAUUCACAGUCUUCAACACGCACAACAUUGCACUGAUGAUGCUGGACAAGAAACUGCCUUUGGACAAUCCGCAAGUGGGUGUGAUCAAUCUGCCCACAAACGAUCCAGAACCGGGUAUCAAUUACACGGUUUUGGGCUGGGGACGGAUCUAUAAAGGUGGUCCCUUGGCCUCCAACAUCCUGCACAUCGACGUGGAGCUACUGCCCCGUGAGAUCUGUGAGAAGAAGCUUCACACAUUCAAGGAGGAGAUGAUGUGUGCCGGAAAUCUGAACAACAGCCUGGAUGAGAAUCCCUGUGCCGGUGACACCGGAAGUCCACUGAUCCACAACGAAACCGUUUUUGGGGUGGUGAGCUAUCGAAUUGGCUGCGGAUCCAAAACCUUGCCAUCGGUUUAUACCAACGUCUUCGUCCAUUUGGACUGGAUCAAUAAGAUUAUGGAACAGAAUGAGGGGAAUUGCCUAAAAUAUAGUCCCAACCACUAUCUUUUAAUCCCGAUGGUCAUUAUAGUCAUAGGAAAUAAAUUUCUGAACAGUUGUGGAUUUUAUUUGAUCACCACUUAG